AUGUCCAACGAUACCUACUCCACCCCUCUGUCGUCGCGGUACGCGUCGAAGGAGAUGUCCCAGAUCUUCUCUCUGCGUAACAGAUUCUCCACCUGGAGAAAGCUGUGGUACAACCUGGCUAUCGCCGAGCAAUCUCUCGGUCUUUCUGUGGUCACUGACGAAGCUAUUGAGCAGAUGUCCAAGCACCUCGAGAUCACCGACGAGGAGAUCGAGGCUGCCAAAAAAGAGGAGGCCAUUGUAAGACACGACGUGAUGGCCCACGUCCAUGUUUUCGGGUCCACCUGUCCUGCUGCUGCCGGAAUCAUCCAUCUGGGAGCCACCUCGUGCUAUGUCACUGAUAAUGCCGAUCUCAUUUUCCUGAGAGACGCCUACGACGUGCUGAUCCCAAAGUUGGUGAACGUGAUCAACAGACUGGCCCAGUUCGCCCUGCAAUACAAAGACCUGCCGGUCUUGGGAUGGACCCAUUUCCAGCCUGCCCAGCUCACUACUGUUGGAAAAAGAGCCACCUUGUGGAUCCAGGAGCUGCUCUGGGAUCUCAGAAACAUGCAGCGUGCCAGAGACGAUCUGGGACUCCGUGGUGUCAAGGGAACCACCGGAACCCAGGCCUCGUUCUUGUCGCUGUUCCACGGCAACCACGACAAGGUGGAAGCCUUGGACGAGAAAGUGGUUGAGCUACUAGGAUUCGAGUACGCUUACCCUUGUACCGGACAAACGUACUCGAGAAAGAUCGAUAUUGAUGCGUUGCAUCCUCUCUCGUCGUUGGGAGCCUCAUGUCACAAGAUGGCUACCGACAUUAGACUUUUGGCCAAUCUGAAGGAGAUGGAGGAGCCAUUCGAAAAGAGCCAGAUCGGUUCGUCUGCCAUGGCCUACAAGCGGAACCCUAUGAGAUGCGAGCGUGUGUGUUCGUUGUCGCGUCACCUUGGCUCGUUGUACCAGGACGCAUUCCAAACGGCCUCUGUUCAGUGGUUUGAGAGAACUUUGGACGACUCUGCAAUUAGAAGAAUCUCCAUUCCAGAAGCAUUCCUGACGGCCGAUAUCUUGCUAUCGACGCUGCUGAACAUCACGUCUGGCCUCGUCGUGUAUCCAAAGGUGAUCGAGCGUCGUAUCAUGGCCGAAUUGCCGUUUAUGGCUACCGAAAAUAUUAUUAUGGCGAUGGUGGAGCAAGGAGGGUCCAGACAAGAUUGUCACGAAGAGAUCCGUGUUUUGUCGCACCAAGCGUCCGCAGUGGUGAAACAAGAAGGUGGUGACAAUGACCUGAUCCAAAGAAUCAAGUCGACCGAAUACUUCAAGCCAAUCUGGGGCAAACUGGACCAACUAUUGGACCCAUCUACUUUUGUUGGUCGUGCUCCACAACAGACUGAAAAAUUUGUUAACGUCACUGUUGCUACAGCUUUACAACCAUACAAGUCACUGAUUAACCAAGAACAAGUUCAAUUGGCCGUUUAA
Molecule: messenger RNA, 1446 nt
Organism: Ogataea philodendri
Lineage: Eukaryota; Fungi; Ascomycota; Pichiomycetes; Pichiales; Pichiaceae
Exons: 1
Coding region: 1-1446 (481 amino acids)
Biological process (GO): 'de novo' AMP biosynthetic process
Cellular component (GO): cytosol
Molecular function (GO): (S)-2-(5-amino-1-(5-phospho-D-ribosyl)imidazole-4-carboxamido) succinate lyase (fumarate-forming) activity; N6-(1,2-dicarboxyethyl)AMP AMP-lyase (fumarate-forming) activity
Source: RefSeq, a predicted model, not a curated record